Pseudogymnoascus verrucosus is the source of this 1339-nucleotide messenger RNA. RefSeq lists its product as uncharacterized. Lineage: Eukaryota; Fungi; Ascomycota; Leotiomycetes; Thelebolales; Thelebolaceae. Gene Ontology annotation, biological process: carbohydrate metabolic process. The transcript has 11 exons. Gene Ontology annotation, molecular function: hydrolase activity, hydrolyzing O-glycosyl compounds. The record is from RefSeq and is a predicted model, not a curated record. Bases 1 to 1323 code for a protein of 440 amino acids.
AUGUUUAUUUUCAAUGCGGGGGUGCUAAGCCCAUUGAAGUCUAAGGCUGUUCCUGGAGCGACUUGGACUGCAAAGGGGACAAACCAGCAUGUUCAAGCCCAUGGAGGAGAAAUCACCAAAGUUGGCUCAACGUACUAUUGGAUUGGGGAGAACAAGCUUUCUGGGAGCGCAUUCCAAUCGAUCAACUGCUAUUCCAGUACCGAUCUUGUUCAGUGGACCUUUGUGAACGAACUCCUCACAUUGCAACCGGAUGGGGAUCUUGGGCCAAACCGUGUUGUCGAAAGACCACACAUUAUCUACAACUCUCAAACAUCAACAUAUGUCAUGUGGAUGCAUAUUGAUUCUAGCGAUUACCAAGAAGCCAAAGCUGGAGUUGCUACUUCAGCAACAAUUUGUGGCGAUUAUUCGUAUCUAGGCUCUUCUCGGCCGCUUGGUUUUGAAUCAAGAGAUAUCGGCCUUUUCAAAGUGGCUAUCUCCUUUCUGAAGACGCAUCGAUCUAAUGGCCUUCGAAUUGAUAAGCUAUCUCCAGAUUACCUAACCGUGGAAUCCACAGUCCAUAUCCUUGAUGAUUAUGAAUCGCCCGCCAUGUACAAGUCUAAUGGCAUUUAUUUCAUGUUUGGUUCAAGCAUGACUGGAUGGAACGCGAAUGACAACGUCUACAGCACCGCCACCAGUCUCAGUGGCCCGUGGUCAGGAUGGAAUAAGUUCGCAGCCCCUGGUUCUAAUACGUAUUACUCUCAAACUACCGCUGUGGUUUCUAUUAAUGGGGUUCUUAUGUACAUGGGCGAUCGCUGGGAACCUAACAACCUUAUGUCAUCAACUUACAUCUGGCUACCAUUGACAAUCUCAGGCACUACUGCCACAAUGGACAACAGGAAUAGUUGGAUAAUCAACCCCUCUGCUGGAACCUGGUCACCAGCUCCCGCGGAAACAGUUACAGAAGCCGAAGCCAAAACGAACACCCUCACAGGGUCCGCUAUAAUCGUAUCAUGCUCAGGAUGCUCCGGUUACCAAGCCGUUGGGUGGCUUGGCGGCUCCGGAAACGGUGCCCUAAAAUUCCCUAGUAUUGCCAGUUCGGCUUCUACCACUACGACGAUUCGGAUCCAGCAAGAGAAUGGGGACACGGAGCAGAGAUACGGGAAUGUGACGGUCAAUGGUGUCUCGAACAUCGUCGCUUUUUUGCCAUCUCGGAAUGGGAAUACUCCGGGGACUUCGGUCUUGACUGUUCCGCUCAAGAAAGGCUCGGCAAAUGUAAUCAAGUUUGAGGCGUAUAACGGUGGAUAUGUUGCCGAUAUCGAUCAAUUGAUACUGCCCAGUUCUUAAGGUAGGGCGCCCGCCG